Penaeus monodon (black tiger shrimp) is the source of this 1705-nucleotide messenger RNA. Its product is annotated as group XIIB secretory phospholipase A2-like protein. Bases 245 to 865 code for a protein of 206 amino acids. Gene Ontology annotation, molecular function: calcium ion binding; A2-type glycerophospholipase activity. Gene Ontology annotation, cellular component: extracellular region. The record is from RefSeq and is a predicted model, not a curated record. Lineage: Eukaryota; Metazoa; Arthropoda; Malacostraca; Decapoda; Penaeidae. The transcript has a single exon. Gene Ontology annotation, biological process: phospholipid metabolic process; lipid catabolic process; arachidonate secretion.
CUUCUCGGGAGUCGUCCUCUAAGGACACGUCUCUCUGGCUUCUUCUUUCGCUUAUACUUCGCAGGUAAACAAACACGGGGGAGCUGAGAACACGGGGGAGUGAGAGCAGGCGAGAGUUGGUUGUCGUCACCUGGGAAGGAAAACAGAGAAAAAAAAAAAAAAAUAACAAGAAGCAAUAAGAUUAAGUCAGAGCUUUGUACAGGAAAGCAGCUCUUGAGUCCAAGACUCUAUUGUUUAAGCCAAAAUGAAGGUGGGAAUACGGUUGGUGUUGACUUUAGCAAUUGGUUUGGUCGUCCCCUCCGUCCCUGGGGCGAGGGGGGAGGGCUACUUCCAAUCAGUGUACGAGAGCAUAGUGCAGGCCCAGGACACCCUCAGGGAAGUGGCUAUAACGGUGAACAAAGGCCUAAAGACUCUAGUUGAGACUAUGAAAUUUGUAGAGAAAUUUGUUGAUUCUACCGUGGAGGAGGAAUGCCAUUACAGCUGUCCCAAGAACAAGGUUCCUGUUGCCAACCCCAACCACAUUCCAGACUACAAUGGAUGCGGGGCUCUGGGCGUUUUCUUUGAGAAGGAGGAUCUGUCAAGACCAGAGAUGGUCGACUGUUGCAAUGAGCACGAUCUCUGCUACGACACAUGUGGUAGCGAUAAGGAUGAGUGCGAUCUCCGCUUUAAGAAGUGCCUUUACAACACCUGCAACAGUAACCAGCAAGAAAUGGAGGUUUUGUCACUGAAGGCAUGCAAAGGAGGUGCAAAGUUGCUCUACACAGCAACCUUAGCUUUGGGAUGCACAGCUUAUAAGGAUGCACAGGGAGAGGCAUGCAUGUGUGUAGAUAAGAAUGACAUCCCCAAGACACGGAAUGAGUUAUAGUUGUUGCAGAAGCAGCAAUAAGUGGAUAAACAUUGCUGAAAUCUGUGAUAAUCUAUAAUUUUCUUAUUAUCCCAUAACUAACAAUAACACUAUCAAAAACUUGGAAAUUUCAUGGAUAUGUACAGUCUGUUUUUUUAGUAUUAAUUGGUCAGCAAUUUGGCACACUAGCUUGCUAUGUAAAGUGAGAUGAAGUGUUUGUGAAAAUUUUGGUAAUUAAAAGGUUUGAAUUACUAUAACCAUUUAUUUUCUUCUGGGAACUAAUUGUUGUGAUUCUUCUUUUUUUUUUGGUAACAAUUUGUUUUUCAUCAUCUGUUUAGUGAUAUUGAAAAACUGGCAAUUCCAAUCAUUGAUGAGAGUGUAAAAUAUGUUAGAAGUGUUUAAACUUGUAUAAUAACUUUGGUACUGGCAUUGGUCAUACUCAGAAAAUCACAAAACCUGUUUUAAACAGUUAGAUAUGUGUCAGCUUUUCAGAUUGAAAAUCUCAUGGAUAUUCACACAUUAAGUGAUAUUAAGUUUAUUUUUGGCAAAAAAAGAAAUUAGAGAUUAACAUACACCUUGCUGAAACAUCAGUUCUUACAGUUUGUAUUCAAAGUUUAUUUUGAUGUGGGUUUUAUGAUUCACACAUAUAAUACAAAAAAUGAAAUGAAAUGAUGAAAUGGGAUAUAUGAAUAUAUUUUUAUUAAUAUAUGUGUGCUGAAUGUGCUUAACUUGUGUGCUCUAAUUAUGUAACAAUAAUGAAGUUAUUUUUCUAUUUAUUUUGAAAUUAUAGAUAGGAAUAGUUGUAAAAUUAUGUAUUAUGUCACUCAGAAGUAUUAUUAUGAAUAGAAUAUACUCAGGAAU